AUCGCAUUCCAGCGCGAGCCUUCCAGAGGAAUGCCUUCACCCCGUCACAUCGCGGCAUGAUUUGUGGCAAAUGAUGGCAUGGACCACCUUGGUCAAGAUCUCUGAACACAAUGCUGUGAUGACGCGCAGCUGGAUUAAUGCGCACAUACACAAGCUGUCAGAUGAAUAAGCAGCACUUGUACAGGCAUGGCACCAAACGACACAGAUGCCGGCAAGCCCGGUGACAUGAUCAUCCUCUCUCUCACGCUUUCGUUUCUUGCUGUGCUGACGACGGCCAUGAACUGCUUGGUCAUUACAGCCAUCAUCGUCACGCGCAAACUGCACCAUCCCGCGAACUAUCUCAUCUGCUCACUGGCCGUGACCGACCUGUUGGUGGCCGUAUUAGUCAUGCCCUUCAGCAUCGUCUACAUUGUGAUGAACACGUGGGUCAUGGGUGAAGUCAUGUGCAACAUCUGGUUAAUCGUGGACAUAACCUGCUGCACGUGCUCCAUUCUGCACCUCGCGGCCAUCGCAGUGGACCGGUACCGAGCCAUUACGGACGCCGUGGAGUAUUCGAGAAAGAGGACGUCUCUACGGGCCGCCGUCAUGAUCAGCGUGGUGUGGCUCCUCUCUAUAGUCGUCUCUCUGCCGCCAAUGCUGCUGAGACAACAGGAAGAAAACUCGUGCAUCAUUAAGCACGACAACAUCGGCUCCGCGCUUUACUCCACGUUUGGGGCUUUUUACAUCCCGCUGAUACUCAUUCUCAUUCUCUACUACAAGAUCUACCGAGCAGCGAAGACUCUGUACAACAGGAGAGCCAGUUGUCUCAGCAAGCCGGAGGUGAACGGACACAUGCUUCCAAAGUGCAGCGACCGGGAGCCGACGACCCCCGACACCCUCAGCCCUCCGGAGAAAUCGGUGUCUGAACCCUCCACCGAAGGCGACAGGGCACGCAUCACUACGAAAAGCCCCAAGUCUCGGUCCCGCAGAGAGCGGUCUGUCAGGAGGCGACGCAUCUCCAGCACGCGUGAGAGGAAGGCCGCCACCACCCUGGGACUCAUUCUGGGGGCCUUUGUCAUCUGCUGGCUGCCGUUCUUCAUCCAUGAGGUGAUUGUUAACGUCUGUAAAUCCUGCGAUCCUCUCUCUCCGAAGGUAACCAACUUUCUGAUCUGGCUGGGUUAUCUGAACUCUCUCAUCAACCCACUGAUUUACACCAUCUUUAAUGAGGAUUUCAAAAGGGCUUUUCAGAAGUUGAUCAAGUGCAAGAAUUACCUCUAACGCCAAUGAAGGGACUGCGUCACGUGAACUGAAACUGUUACACCGAAAAACAAGGACACAAUUAAACGAGGGGUUAUUCUGCACAAUUAAAUUUAGCCUUUUAUAUGAAAUGUUUUGUUGAUUCAUUCUCGUAAGUAGAAAAAUUUUUCUCAAAAGUUAGGCAACAAAUCAGGCCACAUUAUUUGUCUGAAGAAUUUUCUCUGCUUUUUAAACAAUUCUGCUGCUGGCAAAAUGAGUCGCAUGGAGCAUAUUUUGAAAACUGAGUUAUUUUUAAUUUUAAUAUGCCCCUUUUUACAAGAUGUAAUAUUGGCCUUGGUUGUCCCCAGAAUGUGUCUGUGAAGUUCCAGCUCAAAAUACCCUACAGAUCAUUUAUUAUAACAUUUGGAAAUUGACGUUUUUGGGGCAGGUCAAGAAAAGAGCUAUUUUUGGUAUGCAUCACUUUAAAUGCAUAUUCACGGCCAAUCUCCAAACACAGUCUCACAACCAAUUUGUAUGUGUUUUACAAGUUGGUAAAUUCGUACAACAUCACUUGUACGAUUUUGUACAAUUUGUCUAAAACCCCAGUGAGUGGUAGGUUUAGGGGUGGUGUAGUUAUAGGUCAUUCGUACAAAUUUAUCUGAAUUGCCAACUCGUAAACUAGUAACUAUAACUAAUCACUUUUUUAAAGUAACGUGCCCAACACUGCUGUUGACAUAAAAAAAUAAACUGAUUACAACUACAAAAGCAAUCCAAUCAAGAGCAGCGAGUGUUUUAUAGUUAGAUUAAUAUCAAUGCAACAGGGAGCCUAUAUUAAGACUUACUCUAUGCAUUUACCUAAUAUAACGUUACACAUCAGAUGUUUUUCCCCAUAAUUUCCCCAAACAUUCACAUGACAUAUUAUGUUUGUGUGAAUACUUAAAUCCUGUAAUUCUAUGUAUAUGCGUUUCUAAAAUUAGCCCCUGCGCAUUCUGACUCAUUUUGCCAGCACUGGUCACAUAUUAGUCUUCGUCUAUCAAACAUUGGAUAUCAUAUCAGCAAAUGAUAAAGGCCUGUUCACACCAGAGAUGUUAGCUAUAAUGAUAACAAUAAAGAAUCUGCAACACCGCUGUACUCAAUGCAACACAAAGGACCGAUCAUAUUGAAAUCACCUUCAGGAUUUUUUCCCAGCUGGUAACAGCCAAUGAGAAUCUAUGCUGCUUUAACGUUCUUGAGCCACACAAAACUGCAGCAUGUGUGCUAAUAAACAGAAUGGUAUAGUGUUGGUGUGUAGGAUAAUCUGAUUUUCAUUAUAGUUAUUGUUCUUGGUGCGAACAGGCCUUUACACUUUAUUUUAAGGUGUCUUUGAUACAGUGAAUGAUUCAGUAAUUGUACUUGAUAUAUGUAUAAUUUAAUUAUACAUUUAGGUGUUGAGUGAUAUUAAUCAACAGCAUCUGCUUGCUAGGGUCAUUGUUAGGAGUAGGGUUUGUUAUUAGUACAAUACAGUACAAAGACACUGUAAAAUAAAGUGUUACCCAGUAAUCAAUAUCAAUAAUAUUUUAUUGAUAGUAUUUAGCAUUCCUGGCACACAGUAAGAAAUAAGGAAAAAGUACUGAAAUACAUGAAUAGAUUACAGAUUAUGUAUGAAAGUUUUUCAUGUAAUCCAAUUUAAAGGGAUUCCAUUCAACAGUUAAAUGUAAUUAACUUGAUUUGAACAAAUUAAACAUUUUGAGUGUAUUAUGAAAUACCUGCAACAAACUGCAUAAUUCUGUGAGGCAGAAGAGUAACUGUCACUUUUCAUACAGUUUCACAAAUGUCUUAUAUUUAGGUAGAAAUCUGUAAAUAAAACUAGAUUAGUUAGAGCUGAACUAUAUUUUUGUGGGGUUUGUCAUUAACAGAUUUCAAACUAACCUCAAUGUUUGUAUGUAAAAAACAUACUAUUUUUCAUAAGGAAAGAAUUCGGGGUAACACUUUACAAAAAAAGUCUCAUUAGUUGACAUUAAUAAUGAAUUAAUUAACAUUAACGAUGACCAAGACAGUAUUCAUUAAUCUUGGUUAAUGUUAUAUAAAGGUUAAGUUAAUAAAAAUGCAACUUUUCAUUAUUAGUUCGUGUUAGCUAAGGCCCAUUAAAUAAUAUUAAUAUAUAAAACUUUUUUAUUCACGUACUAAUACAUUUUGAAGUGCUUAUUUUGACUGCUUGUUCCAUUAAUACAGUUAACUAAUGUUAAAUUAUUGUAAAGUGUUACCAAAUUCAGUUUACAGCCCAUUUCAUAAAUAUUCAGCGUGAAGGGCAAAAAUAUGACAUGUAAUAUACUGUAUUUAGAUGAGAAUAUUGUACUUGCAUACAAUUAAAAUCAAACUUCCAGUCAAACCCUGAACACACCAGACUAAAUGAUUAAGAUCUCGUGAUCUUAAUAAAACCUUCUUAUUAUUUCGUAGUUUUGAAUGUGAAGGAGUGUCCGGACGAUUCACUGGAACUGUACAUUACACAAACAACGGAAAUGCUUAUUAGAUACUUCAUGCUUUUGGGCAUCUGAGGUCGAUUUGCUAGGCAAAUAUGUUGUGCAUUUGUUUAUUUCUUUGUUACUCUGUUUUAUCUGAUAAGACGUGUGUCAAGUUACAGUGAGACCAAAGACGUGAACAGAGAACUAACACAUAAAAUCUUACAGAAACUCACGAUCUGAUAAGGGCCCAUGAUGUACCGAUACCCAUAAUGUACCUGUUGAUCAUGUUAAUAAAUGUUUUACAUAAUAUAGACUAUGUUGAUUGUACUGAUUAUUACAUGACAUAACACAAAAUAUCCUAAAUUAGAAGCAGAAGUCGAUCAACUCGAUCUGAAAACGGACUCAAAACAAAUGCAAGAAAUGUGGUACAAGAUCUCUGUCAAAUGUUGUAGCAUGAAAUGUUUUUAUACAUAUUUUAUACUCGUUCUUUUCUCGCAUUGAAUUAAAACUGAUGCCACAAC
Messenger RNA from Puntigrus tetrazona (Sumatra barb), 4177 nucleotides. Its product is annotated as 5-hydroxytryptamine receptor 1F-like. Gene Ontology annotation, biological process: adenylate cyclase-activating adrenergic receptor signaling pathway. Lineage: Eukaryota; Metazoa; Chordata; Actinopteri; Cypriniformes; Cyprinidae. Gene Ontology annotation, molecular function: G protein-coupled serotonin receptor activity. Gene Ontology annotation, cellular component: plasma membrane. The record is from RefSeq and is a predicted model, not a curated record. The coding region runs from base 187 to 1257 and encodes 356 amino acids. The transcript has 3 exons.